Messenger RNA from Parathielavia appendiculata, 1462 nucleotides. RefSeq lists its product as uncharacterized. Gene Ontology annotation, biological process: copper ion transmembrane transport. Gene Ontology annotation, molecular function: copper ion transmembrane transporter activity. Lineage: Eukaryota; Fungi; Ascomycota; Sordariomycetes; Sordariales; Chaetomiaceae. Gene Ontology annotation, cellular component: plasma membrane. The record is from RefSeq and is a predicted model, not a curated record. The transcript is spliced from 2 exons. Bases 391 to 1008 code for a protein of 205 amino acids.
GCGACCGGGCGCUCGCAUUGCCGAAACGUACUUUGAUCGUGGCGUCCCCAGUACUAUGAUGUUCCGGUCUAGAAUCGUUUCAUCUCACAACAACACUUCUUGGCGCCGUGCUCCCCUGGAACAGACGAAACUGCAGCAUCGCACAGAUGACACAACCGAGAUCUAGAUAAAUCCAAACACCGCCGCUGAAUGGGACCUGAAAGACGCAUCUGAGCCUCAAGCCUCUUUUGCCGAGCAAACGCAAUCGUGUCACCAGAGUGAAUUGGGAAACACCGACAGGUGUUCUGUGCAACGCGCAUUACGACAACUGAUGCGAUUCCCGCUCACAAGUCUCCCAGUAUUACCCCAACGCCCACUUCAAAAGGAGUAUCUCGCAGCCCGCGCACCAAGAUGGAUUCUUACCCACUAUACCCAAGGCACGACGGCCAUGGCACAGACGCAGGCUCCGGCAUGGACAUGGACAUGGGCGACGGCAGCAGCGCGUCGCACUCGUCGACCAUGAUGGCCGUCUUCCAGACGUCCAUGGCCACGUCGCUGUACUCGGCCGCUUGGACGCCCAACAGCACGGGCACGUACGCGGCGACGUGCAUCUUCCUCGUCGUGCUCGCCGCCCUCUUCCGCGGCCUGCUGGCUUUCAAGUCGUGGCAGGAGCACCGCUGGCUGGACAGGGAGCUCGACCGCCGCUAUGUCGUCGUCGACGGCAAGGCGCCGCUGGCGCAAAACCUCAGCCGCGACUCGCUGGCCAAGAACGCGACCAUGGUGCUGAGCGAGAACGGGGUCGAGGAGAACGUGCUGGUCGUGAGGAGGAAGACAACAGCACAUGCGAGGCCGUGGAGGUUGAGUGUUGACCCGGUUCGGGCGAUCAUUGAUACUGUUAUUGCGGGGGUUGGUUAUCUUCUUAUGCUGGCGGUCAUGUCCAUGAAUGUUGGUUACUUCCUGUCUGUCCUCGGCGGCACAUUCCUUGGGAGCCUACUGGUUGGGAGGUUCACUGCACUGACAGAACAUUGAAUGGGAUCACACGCCAAAAAACCAUGGACCGAAGAUGCUAUGACGGGUGGGAAGUUACAGAGACCGGCUCAAGCUCUGUUGUAUUGCCUUCCAGGUUUGGAUUAUGGAGCGGGCAGGCGCUAUGUUUGACACCGAUGUUUUGAUGCAGGCAUACUUUGCUUCUCAUUGCUUACGUCGUGGCCAUUUCUCUCGGAAUUCGGUGCAGAUGCUGCUGUUAGUGUUGAAGCAGUGGCAAAGUACCAGUACUUCUUAAGUGGUGGAAGACGCAGCAAACCGGAAACUUGCUCAAACCAGCGCAUGCCAAGCCCGUCGCCAAGCCGGCUCGGCGGCCGCGCUUCCACAUCCGGACCCGGACUCCAUCUUCGCCGCGUCACCGGAACCGGCGCCGGAGGCCUCGGGCUUGGACUGCCAAGCCAGCAGACCAUGUACGAUAGUCCUCCACAAAUGUACGCAC